AUGAGGCAGGUGGACACGCUGGCUGAGUCACAGUGCAAAGGCCCACGCAGAUUUGUAGGAAGGGGUGGUCUGGGUUUGAGGAAGGGCCUGGCGUUUGUCUCGGCACUCUUUGCAAUUGUGCUAGGGGGCACAGGAACCAUAAUCUACUGGCUGAUCUCCGGGAGAAAAAAUGAGAACCAGGAAGAGGAGCUACCCACCCCAGAAACCCAGUUCACUACCACCAAAAAUGGAGCGGAUCCGAAAGUCCUCGCUGGUGGUCAGGGCUCCUCGUUUCACACAGACUCAGCGUAUUUAUCAAACAACAUCGGGGAUGCGAUCGUGGAUGCACUUGAGGUCAAUUCCACUGUGCACAAGUCGCCCUCACAGGUCCAGCACAGGGAAUGGCCGCAGGCCAGUGCCCUAAUGUACAACCAGGGCAUGAUGGGUUUCCUGGAGGAGCAGCUGACCAAGGCCAGGACAAUCAAGAAGCCGGCUGACGAGCCUGCAGAUGAAUUGAAAAAGUACGAUUAUGCGAUCGAGAAGGGUGACAGGCUGCUCAAGAAACACCAGCGCUUUGAACUGAAGAGCUUCUACAGGAUCCAUGACGCUCGCCGUGCCGUGGAAGGCAUCUGUGGUGAGCUCCUGGGCUACCUUGAAGACUGGGGUGUGCAAGGGUCCCAGGCCAGGAUGGAUCUGAAGCAGGACAUCCCGGAGGAGCUGGUUGAUGGGGACAAGCACCACAUGUACAUGCUCCUGGCCUACGUGCUCAAGGGCCAGACACUGUCCUCAGAGCUAAGACGGGACUGGGAGGUGGUGAAGGCCGACCAUGAGAUGGCGCUGAGGGGCCUGCAGGUGAUCGGUGACGAGGAUCUCCAGAUCAAGGAGAAGAUUGGCGAGGGUGGCUACGGCAGCAUGUACAAGGCCGAGUGGCAGAGCGUGCUAGUGGCCAUCAAGGACAUCGUGCCGCCCCACCACCAGCUCAGCCUCGAGGACUUCGCCUCCUUCUUCAAGGAGGCCUCCAUCCAGGCAUCCCUCACCUUCCACCACAUCACCUCCCUCUACGCCAUCACCAAGUCCGGCAGGAUGGUGAUGGAGCUGGCCAGUUGCGACCUGGCCUCCCUGAGCCGGCGGGGCCAGCUGUCAUGGCCCGCAAAGCGCCGCACGCUGCACCAGGCGGCCUUGGGCCUCAGGCACCUGCACUCUCGCUCCCCACCGCUGAUCCACCGAGACGUGAAAAGCUCAAAUUUCCUGGUUUUUGGAACGGAUAUGGACACGUGGACUGUGAAAGUCUCGGACUUUGGCCUCACAGGGGAGUGCACUAGGACAGUGAGCAAGACAGUGCGUGGUGCGGGAGGCACAUUGGAGUGGAUGGCGCCCGAGGUGUACCACAGGAAGCCACUGACGCUCGCAUCGGACAUCUUUAGUUUUGGGGUGGUGAUGUACGAGGUCGUCACGGGGCGGCAUCCAUACGGGGUGGAGGGCUGGGACCCCGCCCGUGCGGGCGCGGUGGUGAUGAACGACAAACUGUCGGGGAAGGAGCCCGUGGAGGUGCGGGAGGGGCAGUGCCCGCCGGAGAUGCUGGACCUGAUGCGGAUGUGCAUUGCGUGUGAUGCUGGUGCCAGGCCCACCAUUGAUGAGAUAUGCAAAGCACUGGCAAGCAUGACUUCUUGA
Messenger RNA from Ostreobium quekettii, 1650 nucleotides. Lineage: Eukaryota; Viridiplantae; Chlorophyta; Ulvophyceae; Bryopsidales; Ostreobiaceae. The record is from the annotation of a GenBank genome assembly.